AUGGCGACCACCUUGCUCCCUGGGUGGUUGGAUUCUACGAUCCGCAUCGUGCGAGGGGUGUGGAUCCUGCUCGUACUCUUCCUGUCCCUCUUUGUGGGAUCCAGCUCGUUCCACAGCCCCCUUCUUCUCCUCCUCUGGUCCUUCUCCUCCCGCUUCUGGCGCACCCUCAACUCCACCUUCAUCGAGAUGUGGCAUACCCUAUUCAUCUUCUACCUCGAGGUGUGGAAUAGCAAGCGGUGGCUCGUGUCUGGCGACGACGUGCCGCCCAAGGAGAGGGCGUUCAUCAUCUCCAACCACCCGUCCGAGGUUGAUUGGAUGUGCUGGUGGCCCAUCGCCUGGCGCAAGGGAAUGGUCGGCGACCUGAAGGUGAUCCUCAAAAAGGAAAUCGCAUAUUUGCCUGCGCUGGGCAACGGCAUGGACGACCUGGAGUUCCUCUUCCUCGAGAGGGACUGGGAGAAGGACAAGAACACAGUCGCCCACAGGAUUGAGUCGUGGAACCGCGAUGAGACACCGCUGUGGCUCACCUUCUUCCCCGAGGGCACGGACUUCAAUCGCAUCAAGCACGAAAAGAGCAUCAAGUAUGCCGCUGAGCACAACCUCCCGUCCUACCGGAACCUGCUGGUUCCGCGCAUCACCGGCUUCGUGUCCUGCGUCAAGAUGCUCGGGACCCACAUCGACGCCAUCUACGACUUCACCCUGUGCUACACCGGCAGCCCGAAACCGAACCCGUUGCGAGCACUGAUGGACCUGGCACCCAAGGAGGUGCACCUGCACAUCCGGCGGUACCCGAUCUCGACGAUCCCCUUGAACGACGACGAGAAGCUCAAGGACUGGAUCUUCCAGUGCUGGAAGGAGAAGGACGAACUCCUCGACCACUUCAAGCAGCACCAGCGCUUCCCCGAUUCCAAACAGGGUGGUGGCGCGGUGGAGUUGAAGCCGUCGCGACUGCUCUACGCGUGGUUCCUGUGGUGGCUGAGUCUGAUCUCGCUCGCUCUCUAUCGGUGCGUGGCGUCGCCCGGCUUCCUGCUCCUCGUCGUGGCCGCCACCGCCGUGCGGGUGGCCACCACCUACCACACCAAGACACGACAGUGGCGCGGCCUCCUCCCUCCGGACGACUACGCCGCGGGCAAGAAGCAGGAGUAA
Acanthamoeba castellanii str. Neff is the source of this 1143-nucleotide messenger RNA. Its product is annotated as acyltransferase domain containing protein. Gene Ontology annotation, molecular function: acyltransferase activity. NCBI's taxonomy places the organism in Eukaryota, Discosea, Longamoebia, Acanthamoebidae. The transcript has 8 exons. Gene Ontology annotation, cellular component: endomembrane system. The record is from RefSeq and is a predicted model, not a curated record. Bases 1 to 1143 code for a protein of 380 amino acids.